Messenger RNA from Alligator sinensis (Chinese alligator), 2402 nucleotides. Its product is annotated as E3 ubiquitin-protein ligase RNF213-like. The record is from RefSeq and is a predicted model, not a curated record. The annotation marks the transcript as partial. The transcript has 9 exons. NCBI's taxonomy places the organism in Eukaryota, Metazoa, Chordata, Crocodylia, Alligatoridae. Gene Ontology annotation, molecular function: ubiquitin-protein transferase activity; ATP hydrolysis activity.
CACCACCACAUCCAGUAUAUGCAGCACCUGCCUGACAUCCUCAGCCUGCAGCACGCCUUAAUCCACUCCUACCAGAACUGCGACAUCCAUGAAGAGGGACGGUUUUCUGUUAGAGAGUUUUUGGAGCAGUCUCAUAUCUCAGGUGAUCAACGUUUGGCUUUUGAAGGAGCUGUACACAUCAUUCAGAAAGUUUGGAGUAAUAUAAAAUUGAAUCCUAAAAGCACAGGAAUGCAAAUCCCCGAACAGCUGCAAAAUAAAGAAAUCGACACUGACACCGCCGUCCUGGACCUCCUCCCGACUGACCCAUCCAUCAGUUCCAUCGUUACAAAAUUCCUAAUCGAGCUCCAGAACAGCUUAAUCGACACAGCGGCUCAGCUCACUAAAGAAAAGCAAAGGUCUGUUUCCGCUGAAGAAGUGCGGGCGUCAUCUGUGAUAACAGUUACCCCAAGUGACAUGAUCACUAUGGCACUGUCAAACUUCCAGUAUGUGUUGGAGGAAAACGGGACCAAGACCACCCAGUUCCACUUUCAAACUCUGCAGAGGCAAGCAAUAAAUCGGUUCAUCAGUGGGAAACCCAGUAUAAAAGUGCAGACAGCUCCAUCCAUGCCACCAUGGCACUUGAAGACGCUGCAGUUCACGAAGGCCAAAGUUAAAGAACAGCUGCCUCAGGAACCGUUGAGCGUGAGUCAAGUGAAAAGCGUUAUGGAGGUGGCUAGGUCCGUGAGCGAUAUCUCCAGAGCACUGUCCACGUUAAAAGUAGCUGCCGAGUUCCUAGCUGUGACUGGAGGGGAGCCAGGGCGCCUCUUGACUGACUAUGUCAGAAAUGACCUGAGGAUGGAUGCAGAUGCAAAGCACUUCAGGGACCUACCAGUGGUGCCGCAAACGCAGCUGAAGCACAUCCUGUCCCUGUGGCAAGUCCUGUCAGUGAGGAUAUUGGUGCUGCUUGUGCAAAUGAAUCAGAAUCCCUUUUUCCUGGUGGACAAGAGAUAUCAAGAGGAGCUGGAGGCAGUGAAGAGGGAGGAGCUAACAAAGGCUUUUUCCACCAUCAACAUUGAUUUCUUCAUUGCUGACCUGCAUGAAAUGAUCGUGGUGACAUUAGGCAGCUAUAGUCCUAAGUGGGGGAUAGUGGAGACCUUUGAAGGAUAUUUGCAACAAGAGGGAAAAGAAGAUCAGUACAUUGAAAAUCUGACCCGUACUUUGAGCCAAGACCUGCAGAUGAAGAAUGUCAUUUCAGUCUGGAAAAUGGCUGUGCAGACCAGCAAAUUAUACGGCUCCAGCUACAACCAAGAAUGAACUGUCAGCUACCACUUUUCUCCAUUGUAGCAGUGGCACGGCAUUUGCAAUGUCCUCACCUCCCUGGCUUUUACCUUUAGCAUAGUGUAGGUUGUUUCAGGUGUUGUGCCGUGUAGCUAUGAAUAAGGAUUUUGGACUGAUGAUUUUGGGAAUUCCUUUGGUUAGCAGUUGCCUGCGGCUCAAUGCCCCGGGAAGAUCUUUCCGUACUGGUGUCCCACAGAUGCCACAUCCUGAUUUCCGUGCACGGUAGUUGAGGAAGAUUCGUUUGCUCUAGAAGUGAAUCUCAUUGGGUUUUUGAGGCUUGGGCUCCACUUAAGCCAGGAUCAGACGUAAAAUGGAUGGGAGGGGUGCCUUGGCCUGUGCCUGAGAUAUGAAUUUAUCAGCCUCUGGGGGUGAAUUUUACCCAGAGAGAGCUAAAAAUGAUGGACAUGGUUCUCCCGUCACUUAAGCCUCGCCUGUAAUUCAGACUUCUGUCUGUACAGGGAGGCCCAGUGGCCGGAUGCUUACAACACAGGUUGGGCAGAGGAGCUCAACUAGUUUCCAGCCUCGUUUUGCCAUUAUCCUACUUAGUGCCAUGGGUCUGCUCUCCAUGCCUCAGUUUCCCUACCAGUAGCACACUUUGAGAUGUAGCGUGUUUUUAUUCCACCACUCUGCUGCUUCAGCACCAGGUGCUGCAUAUUGGCAAAGUGAUCCCAUCCUGCCCCAUACAGCUGUCUUGUACAGACUAGGCCUGACGCCAGUGCUUUGCCGAAAUAAUGUUACUGGUGGGUGUCACUAGGGCUGACAUUUUGCAGCUAAGCCAGUGCAAGAAGAGGGAAGAGCACCACUGGAUGAACUUUGGCAACUACAUGGGGAAUGGGGCAUGCACAGCGCAGGGCCCUGGAGAAUCAGGCGUGUGGGAUUUGUACAGAGUACGAGGCACCGCACUGGAUGGUCUCAGCGAGGGAAUCGCAGGCUGGGUCACAGUUUCCCUCAUCGCGUGCUUUAGCUCUUGGACUGUGCUUCAGCCGCUGGAGGUCAGGAUCUCCCUGGCUGGGUUGGAAGGGACCUCAGGAGAUCAUCUAGUCCCACCUUCUGCUCCAAGUGGGACCAUCCCCAACUGUCUCGUC